Messenger RNA from Lotus japonicus, 800 nucleotides. RefSeq lists its product as uncharacterized. Lineage: Eukaryota; Viridiplantae; Streptophyta; Magnoliopsida; Fabales; Fabaceae. The transcript has 3 exons. The record is from RefSeq and is a predicted model, not a curated record. Bases 190 to 486 code for a protein of 98 amino acids.
GGGUAUCAAAUUUGUUAAUUUUUCUACCGGCGACACCACGCUCUGUUUUUUAAGUGGAACUACUAUUAGCUCCGGUCACAUCGUCGCCGGAACCCUGCACCUCGCCGCCGUUCAACUUGCUUCCGGCCAGAUUAUCGCCGUCGCUUCACAAAACAGAGCCAACCUAGGGGAAGAGAGAAAGCAAUUGAAAUGGCGAGCUUCCUGUGGAGAAAAUAUGCAGAUUAUUUGUACACAAAGUGGGAGAAAACCUUUCUUUGGGACAUGGUUCACCCUUACAGAAGACCCAAAUCCUUCACUCCUGUGGUCACUAUUUAUAUUGCUGCUUUCUACUCUGGUGUUAUUGGUGCUGCCAUCACUGAACAACUCUAUAAGGAAAAGUACUGGGAAGAACACCCUGGGAAAGCAGUACCUCUCAUGCCUCCGAAGUUUUAUUGGGGGCCGUGGAGAGUAAUGGGUGGUGAUGUACCCCGACCCCCGCCUGAGUGAAAAGCUCUGUAGGCAUGUGCCAUGCUUGACUCCGAUUCACCUCAUGUCGCCACUGUUUAUGAGGCAGCCAUGUUAUCAGAAUCACUGAGAUAUGAUCCACAAUUUGCUAAUAGGUGAGGUUGCUGCUUUGCCCAAGCUAAGUUAAUGCUAAUGUUGCAUUUAGAAAACUUGUCUGAAUGUAGUGUGCAAAACCAUUGGUAGUGAGUCAAAUAAAUAAAAAUGCAUUUUUAGACCAUUUAUGGCUUUAAUUUUUCUGAGUCAAAUAGUAUUAUAAAAACUGUUAUAUUUGAACUUAGUGAUUUGAUUCGAAAUCA